Messenger RNA from Lactuca virosa, 291 nucleotides. Lineage: Eukaryota; Viridiplantae; Streptophyta; Magnoliopsida; Asterales; Asteraceae. The record is from the annotation of a GenBank genome assembly.
AUGUUCUUUGCAUUCAUCAGAUACGAAGAUGUCAAAGAUAAAGAGUCACUUGUGAAAUCUCUUAAUCAAGUUAGAUGCAGAAACUGUAUAGCAAAGGUAAACAUUGCAAAGUAUGUGAAAAGGCCGCCUAGACACACUACAAAAUCCAAUCAACUCAAUCGAACGUUGAUUCCAAACACGAAAUGGAACAAUAUUUGUAAAGGUAAAUCCUUCACUGAUGUAGUCUCAGGGAACAACAUGGAAUAUGACACUCCCCUCCCCCUGCUGUUGAAAUCCCAAUGGUUCUUCUAA